Monodelphis domestica (gray short-tailed opossum) is the source of this 780-nucleotide messenger RNA. RefSeq names its product MCTS1 re-initiation and release factor (gene MCTS1). Gene Ontology annotation, molecular function: RNA binding. Gene Ontology annotation, biological process: formation of translation preinitiation complex. The record is from RefSeq and is a predicted model, not a curated record. Lineage: Eukaryota; Metazoa; Chordata; Mammalia; Didelphimorphia; Didelphidae.
CUCUAGAGCGCGCCGACCCCUCCCUUCCUUCUGAGGGGGCAGAUCCCAGCCAGUCAGUCCCAUCUCCAUUUGCCUCCCUCGGACCCCGGCUCCUCAGGGAGCCUCGCUGCGGGGACCAUGUUCAAGAAAUUUGAUGAAAAGGAGAGUGUAAUAAACUGUAUCCAGCUGAAAAACUCAGUUAUCAAGGGCAUUAAGAACCAACUGACAAGUCUCUUUCCAGAGAUUAAACCAUGGCUUAACCAAAUUAUUCCAAAGAAAGAUCUCAUCAAAAUUGUCCGCUGCCAUGAACAUAUUGAAAUCCUCACUGUAAAUGGAGAAUUAUUGUUUUUCAGGCAAAGGGAAGGACCUUUUCUUCCAACACUAAGAUUACUCCAUAAAUAUCCUUUUAUUCUUCCACACCAGCAAGUUGAUAAAGGAGCUAUCAAAUAUGUACUAAGUGGAGCAAACAUUAUGUGUCCAGGCUUAACUUCUCCAGGAGCCAAGCUUUCCCCAGCUGAAGCUGACACUAUUGUUGCCGUAAUGGCAGAAGGAAAACAACAUGCACUCUCUGUUGGUAUCAUGAAGAUGUCUUCAGAAGAAAUUAAGAAAGUCAACAAAGGGAUUGGUAUUGAAAAUGUCCAUUAUUUAAAUGAUGGCCUUUGGCACAUGAAGACAUAUAAGUGAACUUCCAAAGAAAAGCAUUUAGCCUGAACUUGGGCUGUUUGAUCAUUAUGUUUUUACCUGUUAAUGAAUUAAAAACUAUUGUUCUCUGUGUUUAAUAAAUUAAGCAGAUGGUAAAAU